This is a messenger RNA of Pseudonaja textilis, 1952 nucleotides long. RefSeq names its product insulin like growth factor binding protein 1 (gene IGFBP1). NCBI's taxonomy places the organism in Eukaryota, Metazoa, Chordata, Lepidosauria, Squamata, Elapidae. Gene Ontology annotation, molecular function: insulin-like growth factor II binding; insulin-like growth factor I binding. The record is from RefSeq and is a predicted model, not a curated record. Gene Ontology annotation, biological process: regulation of insulin-like growth factor receptor signaling pathway. Gene Ontology annotation, cellular component: extracellular region.
CAGAGUAGUGUGCCCUCUAUCUCUAAUAGCAACAGGCUCUUCUUCACAAUCCUUCUAAGGCAUCAUGACUUACCCAGGCUUCAGCUAUCAGCUGCUGCUCUUAUUUCUUGGGCCUGGCUUCAGUUUGGGUGCUGCUCUCCAUUUAAUGCAUUGUGCUCCUUGUACUGAAGAAAAGCUCAGGCUGUGCCCACCAGUGUCCACCAGCUGCCCAGAAAUAACCCGCCAACCAGGCUGCAGUUGCUGUCACAGCUGUGCCCUUCAGCUGGGGGACCCUUGUGGAAUAUACACAGCAAGGUGUAGCCAGGGGCUUAGCUGCCAGGUACAGGUAGAUCAAGCUCGACCUCUUUAUGUUCUCACUCAGGGACAAGGUACUUGCCUCCCCAUUGCUGACAGGACAGAAAUUGCAGAAUCUGUGGAACCAGAGGAUAUGCCCACUCAAGGUGAUGAAAUAACAGCAGAUCACUUGGUCAACUAUGAGGUGGUGUUUUCAGCUGAUCAAGAUAAAUCUGUCUCAUGGGAUGCUAACAACAUUUAUGAAAGUUUGAGAGCAAAGAAAAUUGCUGAAGUUAAGAAAUGGAGGGAACAGGGACCGUGUCAAAAAGAACUGUACAAAGCACUGGAUAAUUUGGCAAAAGCUCAGCAAACAAUUGGAGGACCGUUAUAUAGAUUCUAUUUACCCAACUGUAAUAAAAAUGGAUUUUAUCAUAGUAAACAGUGUGAAACUUCACUUGAUGGAAAUCCUGCAAGUUGUUGGUGUGUGUAUCCAAAGAAUGGGAAGAGGAUUCCUGAGUCUCCUGAAAUGAUGGCCAAUCCUGAAUGUGAACAAUUUAUUAGCUCACAAAAAUAAUGCAAAAAAAAAAAAUUGCACAAACGUGUAUUUUAUUUUUGCAAUCUGAAUGCUUGAAUUUCUAGGGUCAGGGUCUGUUAACCUUGGUUAACAGAACUUUAAUCCUGUGGUUAGACAACAGUCUGCUUUAAGGAUGCUUUCUGUGAAAUUCCAGAGAUCCCAACUGGAUUGACUCCAUUCUAAUAUACUACCAGAUUUCUUGCUAUACAGUUAAUUCAAGGAACAAGAAUCCAGCAAUUCUGAUUAAAAAUAUUUAUUAGGAGGGUUAAAUUUAUGACAGAAGAAUUUUAGCAAGAAAGGGGGCUUUCAGAUAACCAAUAUUUAAUAUAGAUCAGUGUUCUCAAUUUUGGCAUCUUUAAGAUAUGUGAAGGGCUGGAAGUAUGUUUCCUUUUUUUUAUAAAAAUAGGGCGUUCUGCAUCCUGCAUAGUUUUGGUAAAUUGCUAGUCUUUUUUGUGAGUGGACAGAAUAGUAGUCUCAAGAUAUUAUAGCACUGUGGUCAGCAUUACUGGUGGGGUGGGGAUUCUAACAUUGUAUACUAUUGUAUUCCUGAAAGCUAAGCAGUAGAAGUACCGUUAAGAUAAUAAAGAGGAAGAGAUUAUGGACUACAUAAUAUGAAGUUCAAAAGAUUAUUACAUUAUUUAUUCAACCUGUAUUUUUAUUUUAUUUGUAUAUUAAUUUAUGCAUCUGUAUACUUCAACUUUUCAAACCUUGUAUGAAAACAUUUCAAUAUUUUCUCCAAGAAUAGGCAGUUUUCUGUUUUUAAAGAAUACAAUAUAAUAUGAACAUCAUUUGCAAAUAUAAUGUAUAAGAAUGACACAGUUCAAGCAUUUAUUUAAAAGAAUGUGUGUAUAUAUAUUAUGUUGUUGCUUUAUUUCAAUAUUGCUUCUCAUUUCAUCAUCAAGGAGUUCUCACUCUGAAUAAUGUUAUUAAGAAAAUGUUCUUCAGAAAUAUCAAAGGCACCUUAAAAGGAAGUUGUUUCUGUGAUUUUAAUAAAUCCAGUUGCUUUAUAAACAAGUUUAAACAAACUAAAAUUAAGAAAUUGUAAUAUUUGUUUGAUGAUGUAAGCAUUCAUAAAUCAGCUUUAUCAUGUUAUUUAAACAUUUAU